GGAGCCACGGACAUUUCCACUAAUUUCCAGAGAUCAGCUCUUUAAAUUUUUAAAAUCCCUAAUUUCAACCCCCGAUCGAGGAUUUGCUGCACUUCUGGUGCCGAAUUCGCCGACAAGAAUCCCUCGGCCAUCUGAUCUCAUUCUGUCCGAGCCGAAAAUGAAAGGCCACGACUCGGCAGUCCGUCGGGCCCUUCAUGUGGCGUCGACAGAAUCGCUGCCCGGCCGCGAACAGGAGCUCGAAACCCUGGGAAAGUUCCUUCUGCAAAGGUCGCAGGGCGUCAAAGGUGCCCCAGGGGCCGCCUACGUGUCAGGCCCGCCAGGAACGGGCAAAACUGCCUGCAUUCAACUUGUGAUUUCUCAGAUGAGGGAAGAAUUUUCCAGUGGAUUCAUCAACUGCACAUUCGUCAAAACUCUGAGUGCACUUUUGAAGAAAAUUGCCGAGGAGUUUGAAGUAAAUCUUCCUGCUGGGGCCACUAUCGAGCAAAUGGAAACUAUUAUUCACAAGCACCUGAAAAGGAAAAAUUCUAGAAAGGCUGUUUUGGUUCUGGACGAGGUGGACCAGCUGGAGGGUGGCCGAGGCCAGAAAGCCCUGUACCGUCUGUUCGAGUGGCCGCUGAAGCUCGGCCACUCCUUUACCCUGAUCGGAAUUGCCAACGCCCUUGACCUGACGCAGCGGGCCCUUCCAAGACUGGGUGCCCGCGGCCCCUCGAGUGAGCCCCUUCUGCUGCCCUUCGCCCCCUACACUAAGCAGCAGCUGCUCGAAGUCCUGCGCCAUCGCCUCCUGUCCGCAGGCGCCUCUGGGGCCUUUGACGCGGCCGCCCUUGAGCUGUUGGCUGCCAAGGUGGCCUCCGUGUCCGGCGACGCCAGGAGGGCCCUUGACCUGGGCCGCCGAGCCCUCGAGGUUGGCGGCCGGAAACGCCCGUCCUCUGUUCUGGGGCCGGCCAAUGACUUGGACAAGGCGCUCGAGAACCGUGUCGGACCCAUGCAUGUGCGCAAGGUGCUCGACUCUGUGUUCGGAGGAAUCGACCAGGGACCCCAGUUGCCCCUGCAGCACCAAAUUGUCCUCGCCUGCCUCCUUUUGCUCAAGAGACCGCCUGUCAAGAAGGCCACCAUUGGAAAGCUGCACGAGGUUUACUCAGGUGUUUGCAACCGCCGGAAAUUAGGUGCCGUCGGUCGUUCCGAACUCCUCCACAUUUGCCAAUUACUGGAGGCCGAAGGCGCCGUUCGAGUGACUGGGGCAGGACUGGUGGCUCUCCAGUGGGACCACGACGAAGUUUCCGACGCCCUUUCUGACAAAUCUCUGCUCGCAGACAUUCUUAGAAGUUGACUGAAUUGACAAGAGCUUGUUUUUCCUAACAGCUCAAAUUUGAUUUUAAUUUUUACGACGUAUAUAUUUUUUACUGAAAUAUUUAGAUUUUAAGCGAAACUUAUUGUGGAUCGAUCGAAAGAUAAAAAAUUUAAUGGAUAUACAAUGAAUAAAUGGAAUAAAUUAUAAAU
Molecule: messenger RNA, 1497 nt
Organism: Neocloeon triangulifer
Lineage: Eukaryota; Metazoa; Arthropoda; Insecta; Ephemeroptera; Baetidae
Gene: Cdc6
Product: cell division control protein 6 homolog
Exons: 5
Coding region: 158-1327 (389 amino acids)
Biological process (GO): DNA replication initiation; cell division; mitotic DNA replication checkpoint signaling
Cellular component (GO): nucleus
Molecular function (GO): ATP hydrolysis activity; ATP binding; DNA replication origin binding
Source: RefSeq, a predicted model, not a curated record